Messenger RNA from Tripterygium wilfordii, 1804 nucleotides. RefSeq names its product membrane metalloprotease ARASP, chloroplastic-like. The record is from RefSeq and is a predicted model, not a curated record. The transcript has a single exon. Gene Ontology annotation, cellular component: membrane. Gene Ontology annotation, molecular function: protein binding; metalloendopeptidase activity. The coding region runs from base 154 to 1521 and encodes 455 amino acids. Gene Ontology annotation, biological process: proteolysis. Lineage: Eukaryota; Viridiplantae; Streptophyta; Magnoliopsida; Celastrales; Celastraceae.
GGACUCGAACAUAACAGGAGAGAAAUCUCCUUCAGUCGCCUCCCCUCCACAGCCUAAAAAUAUGAAUUAUCCAAAGCCAUCUUCGCAUCUCCUUCUCUCAUUAUCCCAAACUUCCCCUUCUUUAUCACUCUCCCAAAGAAAUCAAGAAAAAUCAUGCUAUUAAACUUCUCAGCUUCUCGUCCAUAUUCCUCCUCUUCCCUCUCCAGAUUAACCAAUUCAAAGUCACCCUUUUUGGAACCCUCUUUGAAACUUAAAACCCACCUCUUAAAUUCUUUAUCCUCUUCUAUUGAUUGUUCAGUUCCUUCUUCCAGACUCGAUUUUCAGUGCAAGAGCCAGUUUUUAUUCAACAAGAGUAGGUACCCACUUGGUAGGAGGGUUAAUUUCAGGUCAGGUGCUUUUGCUGGAUUGGAUUAUGGAAAUUUCGAGAAUGCCCAAUCGGUGUUGGAGGCGGUUUCGGUGUUGACAGCGAUAAUUAUUGUCCAUGAAAGUGGCCAUUUCCUUGCUGCGUAUCUCCAAGGCAUUCAUGUAAGUAAAUUUGCAGUUGGGUUUGGUCCAAUUUUAGCUAAAUUCAACGCAAAGAAUGUAGAGUACUCAAUUAGAGCUUUUCCGCUUGGUGGGUUUGUGGGGUUUCCUGAUAAUGAUCCGGAGAGUAAUAUUCCUGUUGAUGAUGAAAAUUUGCUUAAGAAUAGACCAGUAUUAGAUAGGUUGAUUGUAGUCUCAGCUGGGGUGAUUGCCAACAUAAUCUUUGCAUAUAUAAUAAUAUUUGUUCAAGUAGUGUCAGUUGGUUUGCCUGUGCAAGAGGCCUUUCCUGGGGUACUUGUGCCCGAGGUUCAAGCCUCUUCUGCUGCUAUCCGGGAUGGGUUGCUUCCAGGCGAUGUAAUCCUUGCGAUCAAUGGAAUUGAAUUGCCAAAAGCAGGAUCUACUGCGGUUACUGAGGUUGUUGAUAUCAUCAAGAGAAAUCCUAAAAGAAAUGUGUUGCUCAAGAUUGAGAGGGGAAAGCAGGAUUAUGAAAUUGGGAUUACACCAGAUGAAAACGUUGAUGGAACUGGAAGAAUUGGUGUUCAGUUAUCACCAAAUAUAAAGAUUGAGAAGGUUGUGGCUAAGAAUCUCUUAGAAGCCAUUAGUUAUGCUGGUAGAGAAAUUUGGGGUCUCUCGUAUAAUGUUCUGGAUGGCCUAAAACAAACAUUUUUUAACUUCUCUCAAUCUGCUAGUAAGGUUGCAGGUCCAGUGGCCAUCAUUGCUGUAGGUGCCGAAGUCGCAAGAUCGAAUAGUGAUGGUCUUUACCAGUUUGCAGCUUUGCUCAAUCUUAACCUUGCUGUAAUAAACCUUCUUCCUUUACCUGCUUUAGAUGGGGGCUCUCUAGCCUUGAUUCUCAUAGAGGCUGCUAGAGGUGGGAGAAAACUCCCUCUAGAAGUUGAGCAGUGGAUUAUGUCUUCGGGGAUAACGCUCAUUUUAUUCCUCGGCUUGUUCCUUAUUGUGAAGGACACCCUAAGCCUUGAGUUCAUCAAAGAGAUGUUGUGAUCACUUACAAGUUGAUUGAAGAUGGAACUUGAUCAGGGUUGAAAAGACAAACAGCUAGCUACGCAGCUGGUUACGAAUCAAUUAUCUGGCUGUAUGAUGUUGCGCGGAGGGGUAAAACCUAGUCCCUCGGAUGCUUGAAAUGACCUGGUAGCUCCACUAAAGAUGUUAUACGUGUUCAAUUGUUUUAUGUAAUAUGGAUCUAUUUUACAGCUCUGUAAGUCAUACCUUACUUCAAAGAUAAUGGUAAGUGGUAGCACUUGAAAUGCAGCCAUGAGUUUGAAUG